CAAUGGACACUGCCAGCCAUAGCCUUGUUCUUCUCCAACAACUGAACAUGCAGCGAGAAUUUGGUUUUCUGUGUGAUUGCACAGUUGCAAUUGGAGAUGUUUACUUCAAAGCCCACAGAGCGGUGCUUGCUGCUUUUUCUAACUAUUUCAAGAUGAUAUUUAUUCACCAAACAAGUGAAUGCAUAAAAAUACAGCCAACUGACAUCCAACCUGACAUAUUCAGCUAUUUGUUGCAUAUUAUGUACACGGGGAAAGGGCCAAAGCAGAUUGUGGAUCAUAGUCGUUUGGAGGAAGGGAUUCGAUUUCUUCACGCCGACUACCUUUCUCACAUUGCAACUGAAAUGAAUCAAGUGUUCUCACCGGAGGCUGUGCAGUCCUCAAAUUUAUAUGGCAUUCAGAUCUCAACAACCCAAAAAACAGUUGUGAAACAAGGACUGGAGGUCAAAGAAGCUCCUUCUAGUAACAGUGGAAACAGAGCUGCUGUCCAGGGUGACCACCCCCAGUUACAGCUGUCUCUUGCUAUUGGUCUGGAUGAUGGCACUGCAGACCAGCAGAGGGCCCAUCCUGUCACCCAGGCACUGGAGGAGCACCAGAAGCCCCCAGUUUCCAUCAAGCAGGAGAGAUGUGACCCAGAAUCUGUGAUCUCCCAGAGCCACCCCUCACCCUCAUCAGAGGUGACAGGCCCCACUUCUACUGAAAACAGUAUCAAAAUACACUUAUGCCAUUACUGUGGGGAACGUUUUGAUUCCCGUGGUAACCUAAGGCAACAUCUCCAUACACAUGUGUCUGGAUCCCUGCCAUUCGGUGUCCCUGCUUCCAUUCUGGAAAGCAAUGACCUUGGUGAAGUGCAUCCCCUUAAUGAAAACAGCAAGGCCCUUGAAUGCCACAGGCUCAGCUCCUUCAUUGUUAAGGAGAAUGAACAGCAGCCAGACCACACCAACCGGGAUACCACAGAGCCUUUGCAGAUCAGUCAAGUAUCUUUGAUCUCCAAAGACGCAGAGCCAGUAGAAUUAAACUGUAAUUUUUCUUUUUCAAGGAAAAGAAAAAUGAGCUGUACCAUCUGUGGUCAUAAAUUCCCUCGAAAGAGCCAAUUGUUGGAACACAUGUAUACACACAAAGGUAAAUCUUACAGAUAUAACCGAUGCCAAAGGUUUGGUAAUGCAUUGGCCCAGAGAUUUCAGCCAUACUGUGAUAACUGGUCUCAUGUCUCCCUGAAAAGUUCUCGCUUGUCACAAGAACACUUAGACUUGCCUUGUGCCUUAGAGUCAGAGCUUACACAAGAAAAUGUGGAUGCUAUCCUAGUUGAGUAGCAGCUUCUCUUUCAGAAUUUUUAUACCAAUUCUGAAAAAGAAAAUUCGCAUGGCAUUUUUUAUUCAUAAAUUAUUUUCCUCCUCAAGUUUGGUUGACUUUUUUUCUUCACAGCUUAUCCAUGGUUUUAAGGUUGUAUAUAUUAGAUCUUCUCAUAAGACAUACUAAUAUGUGGCUAUUAAAAUGUAACAUUCAAUUACUACUGUGAACUUUUCACAAAUGAAAUUACAAUUUAGAAAUCAGAAAUCAAUGUAGAAAUAUGGAAACUUUAUUUAUAGAAUUUCUAAGUUUUUCCAGUUACAGAACCAGUAAAAUCAGAUUGAAUAUAAAGUAAAUGAAAUCUGUUUUAAAGCAUAUUCUAAACUAUCACUUCUGCCUACAUUUCACAUGAAUUCACUCCUGCAAGGAUUAUUUUUAAAUGUUUUCUUCCAUAUAGGAAAUUAAUACUUAUUUUAGUGCAUAACUAUAUGUUAUACAUAUGUUAUAAUGUAUAAAAAUUUAUUUUAAGAUAUACCAAA
Molecule: messenger RNA, 1826 nt
Organism: Mandrillus leucophaeus (drill)
Lineage: Eukaryota; Metazoa; Chordata; Mammalia; Primates; Cercopithecidae
Gene: ZBTB25
Product: zinc finger and BTB domain containing 25
Exons: 2
Coding region: 3-1310 (435 amino acids)
Biological process (GO): regulation of transcription by RNA polymerase II
Cellular component (GO): nucleus
Molecular function (GO): DNA-binding transcription factor activity, RNA polymerase II-specific; RNA polymerase II cis-regulatory region sequence-specific DNA binding; protein binding
Source: RefSeq, a predicted model, not a curated record